AUGCCUGCUGUACCAUCUACUGUCACAAGCAAUCCACCAAAGAAGCAACGUGCAAAGCAAAAGCUGUUUCAAUGCACAGGCUAUGACAAUUGUAAUAUGGUCUUUACUCGUUCUGAACAUUUGGCCAGACACACUCGUAAACACACUGGCGAGAAACCUUACUUAUGCGUAGUACCUGGUUGUACUAGAAGAUUUAGCAGAUUUGAUAAUAUGAUGCAACACACUCAAACCCAUAAGUCGCGUAGUAAAUCGCCCGCUGCUACUUCCUCUUCUGCAAAUACCAACACAAACACCAGUAUGGAUGCUACCAAUGACACUCCCAAUGAAUCUACCGAUGAAGCUAUCACUACUACUUCUCCUACCCCUACUACUACCACUACACAUAAUAACGAUAACGAGACUGGCGCUCCUCCUACCACGGAACCAUUAAUGACUAAUUUUACUUCUUCAAACUCGAGAGAGCUGAGACCUUCAACUAUUAAGUAUGAACCUGAGACUACACCUGAAUUUAUCAUGUCAUCUAAUACAACCGCUGCGGAUUCUUCUGAUGAAGAAGGACCCCUUAUUAGUAGAAGAAAAAGAAGAAGAUUCUCAACAACUACAACUACACCAACAACAAUAUUGCAUCCCAUGUCACCACCAACAAACACAACAACACCACCAGCACCACUACUAAAAGAAUUACAUUUGACACAGGACGAAUUUGAAGCUUUACAAGGAUUUGGCAGAUUUAAGCAUACUCCUAUAUUUAUUGAUUCAUUCCGAGAUUUGGCUUCUGCUGUGUAUAUUGAUCCCAAUCCUGUUCGUAACUAG
Messenger RNA from Mucor velutinosus, 813 nucleotides. RefSeq lists its product as uncharacterized. The coding region runs from base 1 to 813 and encodes 270 amino acids. The record is from RefSeq and is a predicted model, not a curated record. Gene Ontology annotation, biological process: regulation of transcription by RNA polymerase II. The transcript has 3 exons. Gene Ontology annotation, molecular function: RNA polymerase II cis-regulatory region sequence-specific DNA binding; DNA-binding transcription factor activity, RNA polymerase II-specific. Gene Ontology annotation, cellular component: chromatin. Lineage: Eukaryota; Fungi; Mucoromycota; Mucoromycetes; Mucorales; Mucoraceae.